This is a messenger RNA of Diorhabda sublineata, 1987 nucleotides long. Its product is annotated as box C/D snoRNA protein 1. NCBI's taxonomy places the organism in Eukaryota, Metazoa, Arthropoda, Insecta, Coleoptera, Chrysomelidae. Gene Ontology annotation, biological process: snoRNA localization; maturation of LSU-rRNA from tricistronic rRNA transcript (SSU-rRNA, 5.8S rRNA, LSU-rRNA); box C/D snoRNP assembly. The transcript is spliced from 5 exons. The record is from RefSeq and is a predicted model, not a curated record. The coding region runs from base 682 to 1617 and encodes 311 amino acids. Gene Ontology annotation, cellular component: nucleus; pre-snoRNP complex.
AUUGAGAAACAGUAAAAAGAAGGAAGUAAACACCAUAGAUCAACCACGGAGACUGGACAUGUGGUUUACUGGGGGCUACAUGGCCUCCGUGGUAAACACCUUAAAAAAAAAAUCCUCAUAGUUUAUCAAUAAACUUUUCAAACCUAAAUUUUUACCUACACUGCAAAAAAGCAACGAGACAACACGAGAAUCCUAUUAAGAAGAGUUUUAUGAAAGAGUUUAUGAAAUCUUAAUCGAUGAUAAGAGAUUGAGAAACUUUCCAAUCUCUAUGAACUGAACUUAUUAGGUAGGCCACCAUUUAUACGUCCGAAACGCGCUAUUAAAACUUUCCCUUUUCAUAACUUUCGCUAAUGGAAUAUUCUUUAGCGAUAAAAUUUUUAAACAGUACACACAUAUUGUCUCGACUCAGCUUGCAGGCUUGUAGCGUUAAAUAUAAACAAGGAAAAUGCACAUGGAAAGACUGCUGAAAUAUGUGCGAAUUCCGUAGAUUAUGUGUAUUAAGAGAAAUAUUUACGAUUGCUCCAACGCUAGUUUAGUGUUUUGAACAAUGCAUUAAUAUUAAAGAUAGAGAAAGGGUGGCAUGUAAGUGGAAUAAGUUGUUAUGAUCUGUGAUUGCUAUUGCCAAACUUGAUCAUAACAUGUGCACGAUAUUUUAAUUUUAUUUUCGGUAAAGAUUUUGAAAUGGAUGCAGAUACAACAGAAUCUCAGGAUUCAGAAGUUAGUGCUGGUAGUGGAACUUUUUCAUCAAAGUUAGGACUAUGUGAAGUGUGUACUAUUCGUAAUGGAAAAUACACUUGCCCAAGAUGUGAGGUGAAAACUUGUUCUUUAAAGUGUAAUAGAAUUCAUAAAUUAGAACUGGAAUGUAAUGGAGACAGAGAUCGUACAAAAUUUGUGCCUCUAAAUAAAUUUUCAAAUUUAGAUUUAGUUAGUGAUUAUAGACUAUUAGAAGAAAUUUCAAGGUCUUUGGAAGCAGCUAAAAAAAGUUUUAGAUCGAAGUGGCAUUUACAACGAACAUUAAUCAAGUUAAAAUACGAAGCUAAAUUAAGAAAAGUGGAUUUGAAGUUUUUACCAUCCCAAUUUACUAGACGUAAGAAUAAUACAACUAACUUUCAAUCAGCAACAGCUCAAAUCUUCUGGCACAUUGAAUGGAUAUUUGUGAAUGCUGAUAAUUUAAGACUUUAUGAUGAAAACGUUCCAGAAACUCAGAAACUUGGCGGCAUUCUUCAAAAAUAUUUUAUGCCUGAUAAUGAUAAAUUAUUGGCAGAAAAAUUACAGUAUUACCAAGCUGUGGGAAUACCCGGCGUUAAGUUAUUUUUGAAAGCUGAACAAAGAACCAUUAAAAAAUUCUAUGAACUUGAUAGUAGUAUGACAUUAAAAGAAUCUUUAGCGAAUAAGUUAAUCAUUGAAUAUCCUACAAUUCACGUAGUUCUCAAAGACCAUGGUUGUGGUUAUGAUGUUAUUGACUCGGAUGAUGAUGAAGAUAGUGCAACAAAUGAAAAAUCUGGAAAAGAAGUUAUAAACAAUAUAAUAAAUAGAUCGGAAAAUGAAGAAAUUAAUAGAUCUUCCAAAAAUCUAUUGUUCGUUUCAGAAUAUUCAGACGAUGGCGAUGACCAAUGAUUUAAAAAAUGAGAAUCUGAUAAGUCUUCAAAAGUUGUACAUAAUAUGGAAUCUGGCUACCACUGGAUAGAUGUUUGAAUAGCUUUUACUUUAAUAAUAUUUUUAAUGACAAUUAUAGCAACUGAAAAACAUAUAAAUAUUGAAAGUGUAAAUGAAUUGAUUUUUUUGCUUAUCGAAGGAAAUUAUGUUUUGAACUUUGGCAGCAGUGUGGCAUUGGUAUUGGUACAUUAAAUGAAGUACCAAAAAAGCAAAAUAACAUGUGAAUGAAAUUGAGAAAAUCUCACUUUUCUAAGUGGAUUAACCCAUUAACGCCGAGAAUUAUUUUUUCACUAUUAUCUGGAAUGAUUUUAAUAAUAAAACGUCCAAUUAA